AUGAACGGCACGCAAAUUGGGGUGUUGGUGGCGAUGUGUGUGGUGUUUCUUCUGGUCGCCUCACUGCUUGUGUUUAUCCUCCUGCGCUUGGGCCGCCAGCGCCGCGCCGAUCAAAAGUCGACUGACGCCGAGGCACAAGAGGGAAGUGGGCGCGUGCUGCACUUCUUUGACCUCUUCAGAACCCCACGUUCUCUGGACCUUCAAGCAAUGUCCAUCACGGACGCGAAGUCUCUGCAGUCUGCCUUGGCGGCGGCAUGCGGUAUGCCGGAUGGCACAUCGCUGACGCUUCUCUGCGUGGAUGAGGUGGGGAGAUCGGUGGUGAUGGACCUUGAUCGUCUGGUUUUUCCCGACGAGCAGUUGGAACUCCGCAUGCGCCACACAGAGGGAAGACCGCUGCUUUUAGCUGAAGAGGAUAAACCCCUCACACCCACUCCCGCAACCUAUCAACAGGAGGUUCCCGUUAGGCAAAAUUAUAAUACUGAAAUCGACGUGACCUACGCGCGUGAUGGUGGGCGCCUCCCACGUUUGGGCGGCGCCUCGCAGACCGCAUGCAGUAAUGGGGCUGUGCCUCCCCCCGUCAUUCUGCCACUUUCUUCCCGGAUUAGUUCUGCGACACCGGUAAGCAUCACAGCUGCGCGGUACGUCGUGCAGGGUGGCGGCGGCGCCCUUGGAAAAGAUGCCGCGGCUUUUGUAGAGGCAGCUAUGAUGGGAAGCACGAGAUGCACCGUGACGCUUCCAUAUGGUGCUCGUGUCAUUGUAGAGCCUAAUGCACGUGCGGCCUGGCUGCUUGAUGAGAAUAACAGGAGCGCGGGGGCGCCUCUACUUCGAGAAGCGGCAGAGGCCGUGCGCUACACUGUGGACAACAUGAGCUCGGUGCAGUGGUGCCCGUAUACACGGCCCUUUUACCUUCCACCCGGGCGAUGGUGUAUCCGUGCGGAGUCCUCGACAGCCGAUCACCGCUGCAUUGAAACUGUCUCUCGGGUCUUUACUGUCGAUAUUGUGCCGCAGAAUCGGUGA
Messenger RNA from Trypanosoma conorhini, 1017 nucleotides. RefSeq lists its product as uncharacterized. Bases 1 to 1017 code for a protein of 338 amino acids. The transcript has a single exon. The record is from RefSeq and is a predicted model, not a curated record. Lineage: Eukaryota; Euglenozoa; Kinetoplastea; Trypanosomatida; Trypanosomatidae.